Molecule: messenger RNA, 2997 nt
Organism: Prunus armeniaca (apricot)
Lineage: Eukaryota; Viridiplantae; Streptophyta; Magnoliopsida; Rosales; Rosaceae
Source: the annotation of a GenBank genome assembly
AUGGUCCUUCCUUUCAUUGUCUUGACAUUUUUCUCUCUUCUUGGCACCUCUUGCUUUGCUUCUUCUUUGGUCAGUGAUUUUCAUGUCUUGGUCACACUCAAGCACGGCUUCCAAUUCCCCGAACUGGCUUUAAGCACUUGGAAUUCUUCAUCUCCAAGAUCAGUUUGUUCAUGGGCUGGAAUUCGAUGCUAUAGAGGAAGAGUUGUUGCAGUGGACUUAACAGAUUUCAAUCUUUUUGGCUCUGUAUCUCCUCUGAUUUCAGGCCUCGACCGGCUCACCGACCUCUCUCUUGCAGGAAACAACUUCGCAGGCAGCAUUGCCAUUGCCAACUUCACAAACCUUCAGUUCCUCAACAUAUCCAACAACCAAUUCAGUGGGAGCUUGGAUUGGAACUACUCAAGCAUUGCCAACUUGGAAGUGUUUGAUGCUUAUAACAACAACUUCACCGCUUCUCUUCCACUUGGGAUUUUGAGCUUGAACAAGCUCAGGUACUUGGAUCUUGGAGGCAAUUUUUUCAAUGGAAAAAUCCCAGCAUCAUAUGGGAAUUUGGCCAGCUUGGAGUACUUGUCACUUGCAGGCAAUGAUCUUAAUGGAGAAAUUCCAGGUGACUUGGGCAAUCUCACUAACUUGAGAGAGAUUUACUUGGGCUACUACAACGUUUUUGAAGGUGGGAUUCCGAAGGAGUUUGGGAAAUUGGUCAAUCUGGUUCACAUGGAUCUCUCAAGCUGUGAAUUAGACGGGCCAAUUCCCCGGGAGCUGGGGAAUUUGAAGGCGCUCGACACGCUUUACUUGCACAUCAAUCUGUUCUCAGGCUCAAUCCCAAGGCAGCUAGGCAACUUGACAAACUUGGUCAAUCUUGACCUCUCCAACAAUGCAUUGACUGGUGAAAUCCCAUUUGAGUUUGCCAAUCUCAAACAGCUCAAGCUUUUCAACCUGUUCAUGAACAGAUUGCAUGGCUCAAUCCCAGACUACGUCGCGGAUUUGCCUAACUUGGAAACUCUGGGGCUGUGGAUGAACAACUUCACUGGCAUAAUUCCACAGAAGCUUGGCCAGAAUGGGAAGCUUCAACUGCUCGAUUUGUCAUCGAAUAAGCUCACCGGUAAAAUCCCACCAAACUUGUGUUCAUCAAAUCAGCUGAGAAUACUAAUUCUCUUGAAAAACUUUCUCUUUGGUCCAAUCCCUGAAGCCUUAGGGGCAUGUUCUAGUCUCACUAGAGUAAGGCUGGGGCAGAAUUACUUAAAUGGUAGCAUACCAAAUGGCUUAAUUUAUUUGCCUCUGCUGAGCUUAGCAGAGUUGCAAAACAAUUACCUAUCUGGAAUGUUGCUAGAGAAUUCUAAUGGCUCAUUGGAGCCGGCCAAAUUAGGCCAGCUUAAUCUGGCAGACAACCUCCUAUCCGGUCCUUUACCCUACUCGCUUUCGAAUUUCUCUUCCCUCCAAAUCCUCCUACUUAGUGGAAAUCAAUUCUCUGGUCCAAUCCCACCUUCAAUAGGCCAACUCCAUCAAGUACUAAAACUUGAUCUUAGCAGAAAUUCACUCUCUGGUGAAAUCCCACCAGAAAUUGGAAACUGUUUCCAUCUCACCUACCUUGACAUGAGCCAGAACAGCCUCUCUGGCUCAAUCCCACUAGAAAUUUCCAGCAUUCACAUCCUGAAUUACUUGAACAUAUCAAGAAAUCACUUGAACCAAAACAUUCCCAGAUCAAUAGGCACCAUGAAGAGCCUCACAAUUGCUGAUUUUUCCUUCAAUGAUUUCUCGGGAAAGCUACCCGAAUCAGGGCAGUUCGCCUUCUUUAAUGCCUCUGCUUUCGCGGGCAAUCCUCAUCUUUGCGGUUCACUCCUAAACAAUCCUUGCAACUUCACCGCAAUCACAAACACACCGCGAAAACCCGCCGCGGAUUUCAAGCUGAUCUUCGCAUUAGGCCUGCUAAUAUGCUCACUGGUGUUUGCUGCUGCUGCUAUAAUCAAGGCCAAAUCAUUCAAAAGAAACGGCCCGGAUUCAUGGAAAAUGACUUCCUUCCAGAAGCUGGAAUUCACAAUCUUCGACAUCCUCGAAUGCGUGAAAGAUGGGAAUGUGAUUGGAAGAGGAGGAGCAGGGAUUGUUUACCAUGGAAAAAUGCCAAAUGGGGUUGAAAUUGCUGUAAAAAAACUCCUUGGUUUUGGACCAAACAGCCAUGAUCACGGCUUCAGAGCAGAAAUUCAAACCUUAGGCAACAUUCGGCACAGAAACAUUGUGAGAUUGCUGGCAUUUUGCUCAAACAAAGAAACCAAUCUGCUUGUUUACGAGUACAUGAGAAAUGGAAGCUUGGGGGAGGCAUUGCAUGGGAAAAAGGGAGGAUUCUUGGGGUGGAAUUUGAGGUACAAAAUUGCCAUUGAAGCUGCCAAAGGCCUGUGCUACCUUCACCAUGAUUGUUCUCCACUGAUACUUCACAGGGAUGUAAAAUCAAACAACAUUUUGCUCGAUUCGAGCUUUGAAGCACACGUUGCUGAUUUUGGGCUCGCUAAGUUCUUGAUUGAUGGUGGAACAUCUGAGUGUAUGUCUGCAAUUGCAGGCUCUUAUGGCUACAUUGCACCCGAGUACGCAUAUACACUGAAGGUGGAUGAGAAGAGCGAUGUAUAUAGCUUUGGGGUUGUUCUGUUAGAACUUCUAACAGGUCGUCGUCCAGUGGGAGAGUUCGGGGAAGGCGUCGACAUAGUGCAGUGGUCGAAGAAAGCCACGAAUUGUCGAAAAGAAGAUGUUACGAGCAUUGUUGAUCCAAGGCUAGCAAUAUCUGUACCCAAAGAUGAAGCAAUGCACUUGUUCUUCAUUGCAACGCUUUGCAUCCAAGAACACAGUGUGGAGAGGCCAACAAUGAGAGAAGUUGUUCAAAUGCUAUCGGAGUUUCCUCGCCACUCCCCGGACUACUUCCAGUCCUCCUCAUCCUUAGCCACUUCCCAACAACCCAAGAAUACUGAGAAAGACACAAAAUGUGCCAAGUUCAAACAAGAUAUUUUGGUUUAA